GUGACGUAUAUCCAAAGUUCGUGUGGCAAAAAGAAAUCAAAAUGGCGGAUGGUCCAGCGAACCCCAAAGAUAUAACUGCUAUAUUUAAGCGGUUGAAACAACAUCGAGAUAACAAGAUGUGUUUCGACUGUGGUCACAAUAAUCCAACGUGGGCUUCUAUAACUUAUGGUGUCUUUCUGUGUAUUGAUUGCUCUGCUGUUCAUCGGGGUUUAGGGGUUCAUUUGUCUUUUAUACGAUCUACUCAGUUAGAUACGAACUGGACUUGGUAUCAACUACGAGCAAUGCAAGUCGGAGGAAACGCUAAAGCUACUGCAUUUUUCAGGCAACAUAGUGUAAAUACUGAAGAUUCUACUGCCAAGUACAAAAGCCGAGUUGCCUUACUCUACAGAGAAAAAAUUGCAUCACUUGCCGCCAAAGCACAAAACAUGUAUGGAACACAGCUUUUCAUUGAUACACCUCACGCUCCAGCCACACCAAACUCACCAGAUAAAGAUAAAGACUUCUUCACUGAAAUGGAGAGUGCUACCCCUAAUGCCAUCACAAUCCCUAAUAAUGGAAGCAAUGGAAGAAACAGCCCAGCUAAUGGCGCAGCCAAAGAGAACAAGAACAUGGAUCUUGACAUCAAUGCUCUUAGUAUAUCCCCACCAAAGAAAUCAGAGGCAAGAGUACCCACCAUAGGAACAAGAAAGCCAACUGCCAACAAGAAGAAGGGACUUGGAGCUAAAAAAGGAGGACUUGGAGCUACGAGAGUUAAGGCUGACUUCAAUGACAUAGAAACAAAAGCUCAAGAAAAUGACAAAAACAGAGAGAAAAUCGUAGAACAGAAAUCCAUUGAGGCAAAGGAAGAAUUUUUUUCUCCGAACCUGACUUACAAUCCAGUUGACUUGAAGAAAGAAGAAGAAAAACUAAAGCAUUCAGACCCCAAGAAAGCCACACAGUUAGAACGACUUGGAAUGGGUUUUGGACCACGAGCUGGACCAAAAUCACAGAGUACUGGUAGAAGCCAUUCUGCCGCUGCAAGCAUGAUGGUUGUCGAACAAGUUAAGCCUGAGAAAGGCAGCUCUUCUAGCAAGGGUUUUUAUGGCAUGUCAUCUCAAACUGGAUUCUUUGACAGCUACUUGGAUGAACCUAGUGUAACUGAACCUCCACCAAGUUACAGUCCAUUCAGUAACAAUGAUAACAGUUGGGAUGUCAUUAGCAGGGAGGAAGUCAGGUCCAAUUCUUCCUAUCCUAAAAGCUUCUCCAGAGAGGACAGCCGAUCAAGAGCCAAACAUGUACCAGAGCCUUCUUCAUCUUCCUCAGAUGAGGUCAUGAAAAAGUUUGGAAGUGCAAAGGCGAUUUCGUCCUCACAGUUACAUGGUGAUGAUGACAGGGAAGCUUACGGAGCAAAAUCAAGACUGGAACGAAUGGGUCAUUCUUCAGGGAUUUCCAGCGCUGAUCUGUUUGAAGAUGAGAGCUCCCAAAAACGGUUUUCAGGACGCACAGGGUCUGCUAAUUAUUCAAAUAUUAAAGAUGAAGUUGCUAGAGUUACUGGAAGGUUAUCUUCUAUGGCAUCAGAUGUUAUAGGAUCUAUACAGACAAGAUACAGUGGCUCAAGUUAAAUUCCAUUAUUACUGACUGUAUAGUUCACAAAUUAUUGUUAAAUCAAUCCAUCACAUCCUUGAAUACAGAAAAAUUUAAUGCCAUAAUUUUUAUUCAAACAAAGUCUAGAUUUAUUUUGGGUCUUAACUUAGACUGAUUAUUGAACUGUACGACCGUACAGGGCUUAAAAUUGAGCAAAAAAAAAACAGGAUAUGACCGAGCUAAAGCUAAUUUGGCUGGAAUCAUGACCUGAGACUUCUCAACCAACCUUAUUUUAAGCCCUGCUGUGGACAGAAACCACCUCAAACAAAACUAUAGCUUCUCUACCCUGGUGCAAGAGGGUUUUUUAACAGUGCUAGGUACAUGCUAAUCAAAAUGAAAGUCGCAACAAGUUAAUUGACAGUAAACUAUUGUCAAUCAACUAGAUCAUUUUAUCUAGCUAUAGAGUACGACUCCCAGGUAGCUUUAUGUACCAUCACUAUUAUUUGAUUGACAGUGGUCUACUGACAAUUGAUCUGUCACCACUUUUGUGUCAGUCAGCUUGUAACAAUGAAAACCAUGGUUAAAGUUGGAACAAUAAUAUGUAAAACCCUCUCAAACUAGGGUGCAUCAUCUUUGACCUUGAACCAAUCUGUUAUCAUUAUGAUUAUAAUCUUUGUUAUAAUUAUUCUCUGUAUACUAAAUAGUAAAUUGUCACCAAAAUGUCAAAAAUUAUAAGUAUGAUUAAAAUCAAUUUCUACCUUUGCUGCAACAUCUACUCCUAGCAGGAAAAGCUUAGCCUUCUUUGCAGCCGUUCUUAGUGUCCUCACGCAACGUUUGGAGGGAAACGUUGGGUGACGACCCUAAGAACGGCUGCAAGGGAGGCUGGGAAAAGCUGUGCUCUGGGUAUUUUCAUACUUUUCUGCUAGAACACAAAAUCCGAUGCAUUACCAACAAGUAACUUCUUACAAAAUUCAAUCUCCCAGUGUUUACCACAAGGAGUGGAGAGAGUUUAAAACAUUCUUUAUAGAAGAAAUUGAAACAACAAUAAUUGAAUAUUUCAAUCAGAAUGUUUCAACUUCUUGUAACUUUAUUUCUAACCAAAUUAUAUGCCCAAAUCAGUGUUUUUAAGGAGCUAGUGAAUUAUUCAAUCUUUCAAAACAAUAUUUUUUUAUUAGUGAGAAAUUUGUGAUAAUGCUGCUCUAAUGUGAGUUCCAAAAGUUAUCCAUACCCAUCUCACAGUGGGAUUUUUUUGUCAAGACCCUACCCCAGGAAAUUCCAAUUUUCUUCCGUACAAACUCUGCAAUGAUUUUUGUUCUUUCUCUGAACCCCUACCCUUCGGAAAUUCCAAAUUCCUGUGGGGUACAUGGAUAAUUUCUGGAACUACACAAUAUUACCGUGUAGUAUUGAUUGGAAUGUUUUUGAAGGGAGUACAUUACUAAAGUCACACUCUUGUAAAUUUCUCACUUAUAACGAUCAACUCAAAUAGAAUGUUUAAUAAACAGGGUUUAAACUAAAA
This is a messenger RNA of Actinia tenebrosa (Australian red waratah sea anemone), 3079 nucleotides long. RefSeq names its product ADP-ribosylation factor GTPase-activating protein 3. Gene Ontology annotation, molecular function: GTPase activator activity. Lineage: Eukaryota; Metazoa; Cnidaria; Anthozoa; Actiniaria; Actiniidae. Gene Ontology annotation, biological process: COPI coating of Golgi vesicle. The record is from RefSeq and is a predicted model, not a curated record.